Molecule: messenger RNA, 2227 nt
Organism: Pocillopora damicornis (cauliflower coral)
Lineage: Eukaryota; Metazoa; Cnidaria; Anthozoa; Scleractinia; Pocilloporidae
Biological process (GO): positive regulation of JNK cascade; positive regulation of canonical NF-kappaB signal transduction
Molecular function (GO): signaling receptor activity; protein binding
Source: RefSeq, a predicted model, not a curated record
UUAAAUACACAGGCGGCAAAUAAAAAGAGAGGCUUUUAGUUUUUCGGAGUCAGUGACCACCGGAAAUGCGCCAUUGAGCUUAGCAAUCUCGAUAACAGGAAGAAGACAAGAAAUAAUGACUGUCCCUAAAAAACUUUCGGAAGUGGUGUUCAGCAUUUCCGAUCAAGAAGCGCUUCUGAUUUUGUCUUCCAAUAAACGUUUGGAACAUUAUGGUAAAUUCGAUUAAUUUUGAUCUUUGGAACAAAAUUUGAACCAAUAACACGAGCGGAACUGCAACAAGAUAUAACGGAGGCUGUAAAGUGUUCCACCUCAUUAAGUACUUAACAUCACUCUAUAUCACUAUCAAUCUAGAUACUGCGAGCUCCCUCAUAGAUCAAAAACCUAUUGUUUAUUGCACAAGUAAACUUAGGGAAACUGAAACAUACGGUAUUUUGCUUUUCAGUUUAUUUCGUAAAAAUAAUAAACCACCAUUUUAUCGGUUUAAGCCACUUGGAAUGUUGGGAGAACAUUCGACGUUCUCCCAACAUUCUAAGUGGGUUUUUCCGCCUGUAAACCGAAAUAAAGUACGGUCUAUUGCACAACAAAACUAGGAGCGGUACUGGGAGCUGUUAUCGAAAGGGUGUAUGCUCGAAUGCAAUUUUUUGGUUUAUUGGUAGGUGGGAAGAUACACGCUGAAUGGGUGGGAGAAGGGAAGUCAAAUGUUCAGUAAACUCGCUGCUAUCAUUUAAAAUAUGUACUUUACAUUCCAUGUUAUCGAAAGGCUUGUCUUUUGCGCACCAAUAGUUUUGAUAUUCGUUGUAAACAUUCCUUGAUCAACAUUCAUUGAUCAUUUCCAGAUGUCUUUUUCCAAGUUCGUAUCCCCUUGUCACGGUGACAGUAUUGCGAUAUACAACUCUACCAGCGGAGCGGUCAAGUGUCAGGCCUGUGUUAAAUGCCCCCAAGGACGAGGCCUCUCUGUGCAAUGCAGUUCUGUUCAAAGCCCAGAGACACCCAUAGUUUGCGAGCCAUGUGUGCAUGGGAAAACAUACUCAUCUGGAAAAGACGCCGGGGCAUGCUUGAGCUGUGAGAAUUGUGAGGAGUAUCGCGAAACCAUAAAAGCCUGCACUCUGACUUCCAAGGCAGUGUGUGGAAAGUGUAAGCCUGGCGCUUACCAAGAUGACCAGCUAACACGAUUGUGCCAGCCCUGCUCCCGCUGUUGUGAUGAUCAAGAUGAUCAAGUCGAGCCACAGUGCCAAGAAAUGCCUGAAAACAAGCGGUGCAGUUUUCACAGAUCACACGUAUGCAGCAAAGUUAUAACUCGUGCAAAUUUCAGCUCAGUCAGCUCUGUGGAAACAAACCACACAGCAUCACUGGUAUUGGUGUCGUCUCCCACAAGCCAGGUAACCACCUCAUCGAGCAUGCACACUGCAUAUCAGAAGACCCCGGUGGCUGAUCGUCCUUCGAGAGCCGCAAUCAUCGGUGCUGCUGUUGGUGUUACAUUAGCUGUUGUCCUGUUGCUGUUGGUCAUUUGCUAUUUUCUUAAAAAAAAGAGCAAUCACCGAGUAAAUAAGAGGGUUAAUGACGCCGAAAGGCCGCAAGAAACACGAAGCAAAAAAGAGUCUAGUGGAACUGAUUUAGAACGGUUAAACACAGAAAGGUCACAGACAGCAGAAGAUAGUAACGCCACAUCGCCAGGGUCCAAGGAAACUCAAAUACUUGUCCAGAACAGUACAGAUGCCUGCAAGCUAUCAAUAGAGGAAAGUGAGGCUACUUCGCCAGGUGUCGAAGAAACUCAGCCACCGGACUACAACAACACAGAGCACCAGCUGUUCAAGAAGGCUCCCAAAGACAACAGUUGUCACACUAUGGUGAAGACGACCACUAUAAACACCGUGACCUACUGUUCAACUUGUAGUUCUGGUCCAGAAUCUACAGGGUAUGGAGAAGAAUGAAGAGCGGUUGUAUAGAUAAUAAUACUUCAGGUUUUCAGUCUCGAAAUUCGAUGACACUGGUUUUGUAUCCAUUUGAAUUUGUUCAUUGUCCGUCGGAUGAUGAUCUCGGGUGAUGAUCUCGCAGUGUCUAAACGAACGAACAUUUAUGACAAAGCGAUACUCUGUUAGUGAAUACCUAGCAAGCGAGGGGUCCGUUUCUCGAAAGUCCUGCUGACUUAACAAGUUCGAAGCCUUAUUUAAAAAUCAAAAUUUAAGGAAUAGAGAGGCUGGUCAUUUCACCUUAACCUGUCCAUCUU